AUGGAUCCUGAAGGGAACCAUGCCUUUGACGGCGAGGAACCUUCACAAGAAAGGGACACCUCUGCCGGCACUUUUACGUCGCAUGGUAUCCCGGGAGAGAGUCUUGCUGCGCGUGGUCCGCGUGAUACAGAGUCCGAGACAUACAAAAAUACGAAGAGCCUCCUCAGUCGGGAUGACUCUUCUCGCAGAGACAACGACGACGACACAGAUCUGGCAGUUCCGUCCAUAGGAACGGCUGUUGGGACUAGCAGGAGCCUAUCUUCAGAUGAACUUCCGAAACCCCAGACUCCCGUUCGACCCCAGCAUCCAUCAUCACUUAUCAGACACGAAGUGGAGGUCCUGGAAAGCCGCUGGUGGGGCCUGUACAACGCACUUCCCAAGAUGGCAGCAGAGUUCAACUACCACUUUACUGUUGAACAAUACUGGGCUCGCAAGAGAUUUGACGACGGGAUCCGGGGUUCUCGGCACAAGAUCCUGACCAGUCCCCACCGCUUGUUACCCACGACCACGACACAUUUGGUCCGCAUCCAAGCAUCAAAUGACCCUGCCAUAGAAAGCGAAACUCGGAUUUGUGUAGCCGGGCUGGGGCAGAAGAAAGAAAUCCUGGAUUUUCACGCCUACUGGCGGCGGAGAUACAACAAACAUUGGCUGCAGUACCCAAACAAAAAGUCUACUCUUCUCAAACUUUGCUAUUCUCCCGUUCGCGUACAAGCAGCGGCACUAGCGACGUGCGAAGCGAAGGUGAUGAGCGACAAAACGCUCUGUGGAUCGUUGAUAGUAGUGCGAAGCUCGAAGUCGUCGCAGCGGACGUCGACAAUUGGAGGUCUGAUGAAGGUGAACGGCAAGUUCUUUGCAACCACUACUAGACACCUUCCCGAAGAUAGUGAACAAGACAUGGAAGUCCACAAUUAUGGCGCCAAACUUCAGCCGGAUUCGCUGCUGAUUCCUAACGAUGAUGCUUCCGAGACGGAGUGGCAAGAACUUUGCGAAAGUUAUCGUCUUCUCAUCGUUGAGGAAGAUCAAAGUAAGGAAGAAGGGUACGGGGAAGAGCAAGACGAUGGAGAUGUCAACAGGCUUGCCCAUUCCCAUAUUGCGGACGAAGACAACCAAGACAGCGGACCCCAGGAAGCCGAGGAACUUGAUCAAAGCCAGAGCGCCGAUACAUCUCCUGGCGAGGAAGGUUACUUCUCAUUCCGGAUCGAUGAAGACGAAUUACUCGUUGGGAGAGAUUGGCAGCUGGUUCCGAUUCAUUCAGGUGGUCUUUUGCCCAACGAGAUACCAGAGCAGCGGGAUGGGCCAGCAUGGGCCCGGUCCAACCCCUUCAUUGAGCACAUCUGCAAGGAUCUGCGUAAGAUGUUCAAGCGUGAUCCGGGAUCUCCAAGGAAAACGUGGGUUAUCUCGGGAAUGGGUGGCCUCAAGAACUGCGUCAUGUGCCCAAAUCCUUCGUCAAUGAUCUCGACCGACGGGACGGUGCAGGAGAUUUGGACGAUUGGGUUCGAUCACCAAGGUCUUGAGGCAGGUGACUCUGGUUCUUGGGUAGUCGACCCUGCUCACGCCCAACUCCUUGGUAUGGUAGUGGCACGGUCACCUGGCAUCGGCUAUGUGGUCCCCUUCACAAGCGUACAGCAAGACAUUGCGAAAACGAUGGGCAACCGCCGAGCAGAAAUUCAAAUCGACGUCAACCAGAGGCACAUCAUCAUGGUCAUUCUCUCGGUAUCAAUACCGAAUGUCUGA
Molecule: messenger RNA, 1734 nt
Organism: Colletotrichum karsti
Lineage: Eukaryota; Fungi; Ascomycota; Sordariomycetes; Glomerellales; Glomerellaceae
Exons: 4
Coding region: 1-1734 (577 amino acids)
Source: RefSeq, a predicted model, not a curated record